AAGCAAGAGAGUCUUCAUCACCGCGUCCUGGACUUGUACAGGAGCUCCAGUCAGGUGCCCCAUGAUUGAAGUUGCAAAAGAGGCUUCACAGACCUCACCAAUCCCCAGCAGCACACAGACGCAGCCAUCAACAUCGGCAUGGAAGAGCUCAAACCCAGGUUUGGUGGUUUACUGAAGGAUGAAGGUGCCCAAACCCCAGUGGAGUCUUUCAGAGUGCUAAACACUGACACAUGGCCAGAGGACCAGGCCAGCCUUCUCUCUUUUUGUGAUGUGGCAGACCUGAUCGGUGUGCAACAUGGCUGCAAUGCAGGAUGAGUGGCAGGGGCUGAAAAUCCUGAUCAGCCACAAUUUCAAGGACAAGACCUACAGUGGCCUGUGGGAGACCAUGUUGACAAAGGACCCCUACAGGCUAGAUUACAAGAACAUACUGGGGUUGGUGCAGAUUACGCUGAUGCUGCCCAUUUCAGCCACUCAGUGUGAGCGAGGGAUCUCUACGCAGAACCGCAUUAAGAAUUCAACAAGAAGCUCUCUUUGGGUCUCCACCACCGAAGACCUGAUGAGGAUCAGCCUGGAGGGGCCUUCUGUUGAGGAGUUUGAUCCCACACCUGCCGUGGACUGCUCGCUGACCUCUAAGCCUUCCAGACGGCCAACAUACAAAAGCUGGACAAACGAUAUCCUUUGCGUCUAGGCCAAUGUGUGAUUUUGCACGAGCAGUAUGUAUGAAAUAAAUCAUUUGUUUAAUAAACUUUUUUCAGUGUGCUCAUAAAUUUUUUCAUUUAGGAGCAUGUACUCCUUGCAAAAAAAAGUUAGUGUAGUGCUCUGCCAGUGCUACGACCUUACUGGCCAAGGUAAGAGUGAAAUGCACACACUUUUCAAUGAUUUUUA
This is a messenger RNA of Ictalurus furcatus (blue catfish), 885 nucleotides long. Its product is annotated as zinc finger protein 862-like. Bases 296 to 688 code for a protein of 130 amino acids. NCBI's taxonomy places the organism in Eukaryota, Metazoa, Chordata, Actinopteri, Siluriformes, Ictaluridae. The transcript has 5 exons. The record is from RefSeq and is a predicted model, not a curated record.